Molecule: messenger RNA, 1113 nt
Organism: Xylaria bambusicola
Lineage: Eukaryota; Fungi; Ascomycota; Sordariomycetes; Xylariales; Xylariaceae
Exons: 3
Coding region: 1-1113 (370 amino acids)
Source: RefSeq, a predicted model, not a curated record
AUGGAAGUUGUUGGUACAGUUGCUGCAACUGCGCAGCUCGUGGGAAUAGCAAUAGGAUUGCUCAACUCAAUUGCUCAAAUCCAUGACCUCAUCAAACACGUUCCAGACCGAUACCAAAGAUGGCACGUUGAGCUUGAUCUGUUAGGGGAAGCCAUCACCUGGAUUCAGCAGAAUUAUGCGCUCCAGACAUGGCAAGUUCGUCGAGUAUUGGAGAGUAUGCGGUCAAAAAUGCAGAGCCUCUUGAAGCUGUGUCAGACAUAUGCACCCCCGUCAAAAGCGAGUUGGAUUAUAAAGAUCUUUAAGAACCUUUCAGCCCAUGCAAUAGAGCCUCGCAUAAUAGAGCACCUUCAAUCCUUGGAGCAUGAUAAAACAACGCUCCUUCUAGCAAUUCAGUUACCUAUACCAAACUCGGACGAAAAUUGUUUGAUAAACAACAAAAUGCCCAAGCCCAACUUUAUGAGAGUCACUCACCAUACUUUCACCAACGAUGGCCUUAGAGUGGCUGCCGGAGGUAGUCAGCAGGCCUUGACCGAGAUUGUUCCGCGCCCCGACCUGGAUUUGAGUAGAUCCAUCCGUUGUGUUGGGCAUACUGGCACAACUCAACACAGUAGAGAUAACGGUAAUAAAAUGAAAUUUCCACAAAACUAUCGCUUCAUUGCACUUGGAGAAACGACCUUCCAAGGGACACUGGAUCCUGAGCUAAACGACGCCCCAUAUUACAAGACGAUGCCUCGUACAGAAUACGCGAACACUUUCAAGAAAAUCAGAAUUAAAGGAGACCGAGAUUUUGUGGGUAAUGCGAUGGGCAUUGGAGGGACCUUUGAGGAUAUCAUUGUAGAGGGUCAUGACAAUGCAGUUGGACUCUGUUCACAACCUAUGAUGAAGAGACCUUCGUCACCCCCGCACCACCAAGCAAAAUAUCCAAACUCCCAUGCCAGACAAGGGAAAGGUCAUGAUGGACACAACAGCGGUGUGAUUGGCGAGAAUUAUUCUCGCCACGGAGUAUACAGCGGGGGUCAAGAGGCCACUAACGAGGAUUUCGAUGAUAUGGUUAUAGAUGAGCAGAACGCCGAAGAAAAUGAUCAUGACAGAAUGGACUUGGAUCCUCGAUAG